Arabis nemorensis is the source of this 264-nucleotide messenger RNA. The record is from the annotation of a GenBank genome assembly. NCBI's taxonomy places the organism in Eukaryota, Viridiplantae, Streptophyta, Magnoliopsida, Brassicales, Brassicaceae.
AUGCAUGCGGAUGCUCCUACUAUGCCUGCUGAUGCUCCUUAUCAGUGGAGAAAUGAAAUGGUUGCGCUAAAGGCUCAGUUUGAAAAAAUGUUUUCCGAACUUAAUAUGAAGAUUGAAGGCCUUGGUACCAGAGUCUCCUNUAUUGAAUCAUCUCUGAGGUUGGAAAGAGAAGAGGAUGAGUAUAACCGUNGGUUUGAUGACUAUAACCCUCGGUUUGAAGAGGAANAACUUGCUGCGGAACANGUACAAGUUGGUGCAACCUGA